Molecule: messenger RNA, 1996 nt
Organism: Tetranychus urticae (two-spotted spider mite)
Lineage: Eukaryota; Metazoa; Arthropoda; Arachnida; Trombidiformes; Tetranychidae
Product: regulator of microtubule dynamics protein 1
Cellular component (GO): cytoplasm; spindle microtubule; mitochondrion
Molecular function (GO): microtubule binding
Source: RefSeq, a predicted model, not a curated record
GUAUUCCUUUUUACCUUGGUUUCUAACCAGAAUUUUCAUCAUUGAGAUGAGUUAUCAAAUUGUGUAUUUUAAUACAAAAUUAAAACUCAGACUUUCCAAUCAGAUUAAUAAACAAUCUGAAUCAGAAAUCUGAGACCUUUUAAAUGUUUUUAGUGAAAAUUAAAUGCUUUUUUGCUGUGAUUUUUCGUUAAUCAAAGAUUAUUGUUCCUUAUAAAUUGAACCAACAAAACGAGAUUGUCUCGCUGAGUGUCUAAAUUUUUAUGCUACCUUGUUAACAACUUGAAGUUAAUUUGUUUACUUUUGACUUGGUGCUUAUCGAUCAGCAUUUACAAGAAAAACUUGUUCUGCUUUCAGCUGAUUGUUUCUUCAUCUCUCUCUCUCCAUUCCAAUUCUCCAUUGAUUGUUAUCAUUCUUUUCUACUGUUUUUUUCCUUGUUUCAAUAAUCAUAUAUUUUCUGAUCAAGUUAACUCAACUCAAUUUCCAUCUCAUGUGACACGUUAAUAUUACAUUUCAACUCAUUGUUUUGCCAAUAUUCUUAAGUGUACAAUGAGUAAAAUAAUCUACAAUCGUGCCUGUCGUUCGUUUCUUGCUAACUAUCUCAAACAGUCCAGAAAUCAAGUUCACAGCCGACUUUUUGGAUGUUCAAGUAAAUCUAUGUUUGAGCGUGUCCAAAGCUCGCAUAGCUCAAAAGUUAUUCCUUCGUUGUUAGCUUUCACUUUGGCUUACGCCUACUCUGAGCCUAAAGAUGAAGAGAGACAACUUCUGGAGCAAGCUGAUAAACUGUUUGAUUCAAAUAAAUUAGAGGAAAUGAUCUCCCUAUUAAAAUCUUUAAAAUGCUGGGAAGAAAAUAAUGAGGUUCUUUGGAGGAUUGCUCGUUGUAACUAUCACCAACUCAAAUACCGAACUGAUAAAGGUUCUCAAGAGUACAUGAGUAUAUUAGAGGACUCUUUUUCGCUGGUUGAAAAAUCUUUGAAGAUUAACGAUAAAUGUGGAUCAGCUUACAAGUGGGCUGCCAUUAUUUUAGAUGAAUAUUCAACGGCACAAGGAACUAAAGCUCGUAUAGCUAAUCUGCUGCGAAUCAAAGAAUUCAUGGAAAAAGCCAUUGAAUUUUCACCUCACGACCCGACUGCUUACUAUCUUCUUGGAGAAUGGCAUUAUGGCUGCUCAUCUGUUACUUGGGUCGAGAGGAAUCUUGCUAAUUUAUUUUUCGGUUCAUUACCAGAGGCAAGUUACGAGUUAGCCCUUGAGUUGUUUGAAAGAGCUGAAAAAAUUGAAUCAGGAUUUUAUUCAAAAAAUCAAAUUAUGAUUGCCAAGACAUUGUUGGCUUUAAACCGGGAAAAGGACAGAGCAACAAACCAUCUCAAAUCAAUUGUAAACAAAUACAAAGGAUCAGUGAAGUGGGCUGACACUGAAGCCUACAAGGAAGCAACUCAACUACUUAACAAAAUGGGUGAAAAAGUUCCUGACUAACUACCGUUAAUUUAGCUCGUCAAGAUUUUCCAGACAACUGAGGAACUUUUUUCGUCAUCAUUUUAGGUAUUUUAUUUUUUAAGAGUUUCUCAAAACGAAAAGGCAACUUUACUAAUCUGGACCGACUGGUCAACCACAAUUGCGGUCCAAGCCUUGAUGCCUCGACGCCUCUCUAUUUAAAUUGUAUUACGAGCUUUUAUUUCCCAUUAUAACUCUAUUCUGUUGAUCAGUAAGACAAGUGAAUCAGUUGUUAAACUAGCGGAAUAGUGGACUUGGAAUCAAUGUCAAUUGGAUCGACCCAAUUCAAAAGGACUCUCCACCAAUGAUGUUACACCUAACUUUUAAUUUUUAAAAAAUUGUCAAUUUUUUGUUGUUCAAAUGAAAAGUCCAGAUUGUCAACAAUUAUUAUCUCACAGGUUUGAGAGCAACAGAUGUACCCUUAAUUUUUAUUGUCCCAGACAAAUAAUCAAGUAAACUUUCAUAUUGAUUAUUGCUUGUUUCAAAUAAAAAUUUGUCUCCCAAUACA